AUGCCGGCUGAGCUGCUGCUGCUGCUGAUUGUCGCCUUUGCCAGCCCCAGCUGCCAGGUGCUCUCAUCACUGCGCAUGGCUGCAAUCCUGGAUGAUCAGACGGUGUGUGGCCGUGGUGAGCGUCUGGCCCUGGCCCUGGCCCGGGAGCAGAUCAACGGGAUCAUCGAAGUCCCAGCCAAGGCCCGAGUGGAAGUAGACAUCUUUGAGCUGCAGCGGGACAGCCAGUACGAGACCACGGACACCAUGUGUCAGAUCCUGCCUAAGGGGGUCGUGUCUGUCCUGGGGCCUUCCUCCAGCCCUGCAUCUGCUUCCACCGUGAGCCAUAUCUGUGGGGAGAAAGAGAUCCCCCACAUCAAGGUGGGUCCCGAGGAGACGCCUCGCCUCCAGUACCUUCGUUUUGCAUCUGUCAGCCUGUACCCCAGUAACGAGGAUGUCAGCCUGGCCGUCUCCCGAAUCCUCAAGUCAUUCAACUACCCCUCGGCCAGCCUCAUCUGCGCCAAGGCCGAGUGCCUGUUGCGGUUGGAGGAGCUGGUUCGAGGCUUUCUCAUCUCCAAGGAGACGCUGUCAGUGAGGAUGCUGGAUGACAGCCGGGACCCCACACCACUGCUCAAGGAGAUCCGAGAUGACAAGGUGUCCACCAUUAUCAUCGACGCCAACGCCUCCAUCUCCCACCUCAUCCUCCGUAAGGCCUCAGAGCUAGGCAUGAUCUCAGCGUUUUACAAGUACAUCCUCACCACCAUGGACUUCCCCAUCCUGCACCUGGACGGGAUUGUGGAGGACUCCUCCAACAUCCUGGGCUUCUCCAUGUUCAACACCUCGCACCCCUUCUACCCCGAGUUUGUGCGCAGCCUCAACAUGUCCUGGAGAGAGAACUGCGAAGCCAGCACCUACCCGGGACCUGCGCUGUCGGCUGCCCUGAUGUUUGAUGCUGUGCAUGUGGUGGUGAGCGCCGUCCGAGAGCUGAACCGCAGCCAGGAGAUCGGUGUGAAGCCACUGGCCUGUACGUCGUCCAACAUUUGGCCCCAUGGGACCAGCCUCAUGAACUACCUGCGCAUGGUAGAGUAUGACGGGCUGACCGGGCGGGUCGAAUUCAACAGCAAAGGGCAAAGGACCAACUACACUCUGCGUAUCCUAGAGAAGUCCCCGCAGGGCCACCGUGAGAUUGGGGUGUGGUACUCUAACCGGACCCUGGCCAUGAACGCCACCACCCUGGACAUCAACCUGUCACAGACGCUGGCCAACAAGACGCUGGUGGUCACGACCAUUUUGGAAAAUCCAUACGUCAUGCGCAGGCCCAACUUCCAGGCCCUGUCGGGAAAUGAGCGCUUUGAGGGCUUCUGCGUGGACAUGCUGCGGGAGCUGGCUGAGCUGCUGCGCUUCCGCUAUCGUCUGCGGCUGGUGGAGGACGGGCUGUACGGGGCACCCGAGCCCAAUGGCUCCUGGACGGGCAUGGUUGGCGAGCUCAUCAACCGGCAGAAGGCAGACCUGGCUGUGGCUGCAUUCACCAUCACAGCCGAGCGGGAAAAGGUCAUCGACUUCUCCAAACCCUUCAUGACCCUGGGGAUCAGCAUCCUCUACCGAGUGCACAUGGGGCGCAAGCCUGGCUACUUCUCCUUCCUGGACCCCUUCUCCCCUGCUGUGUGGCUCUUCAUGCUUCUUGCCUACCUGGCCGUCAGCUGCAUCCUGUUCCUAGCUGCCAGGCUGAGCCCCUACGAGUGGUAUAACCCACACCCAUGCCUGCGGGCGCGCCCCCACAUCCUAGAGAACCAGUACACGCUGGGCAACAGCCUCUGGUUCCCUGUCGGGGGCUUCAUGCAGCAGGGCUCGGAGAUCAUGCCCCGGGCGCUGUCCACUCGCUGCGUCAGCGGAGUCUGGUGGGCCUUCACCUUGAUCAUCAUCUCCUCCUACACGGCCAACCUGGCCGCCUUCCUCACCGUGCAGCGCAUGGAGGUGCCUGUGGAGUCGGCUGACGACCUGGCAGAUCAGACCAACAUUGAGUAUGGCACCAUCCACGCUGGCUCCACCAUGACCUUCUUCCAGAAUUCACGGUACCAGACGUACCAGCGCAUGUGGAACUACAUGCAGUCGAAGCAGCCCAGCGUGUUUGUCAAGAGCACGGAGGAGGGCAUCGCCCGGGUCCUCAACUCUCGCUAUGCCUUCCUGCUCGAGUCCACCAUGAACGAAUACCACCGGCGCCUCAACUGCAACCUCACCCAGAUCGGGGGCCUCCUCGACACCAAGGGCUACGGCAUCGGCAUGCCGCUGGGCUCGCCGUUCCGGGACGAGAUCACGCUGGCCAUCCUGCAGCUCCAAGAGAACAACCGGCUGGAGAUCCUGAAGCGCAAGUGGUGGGAGGGCAGCCGGUGCCCUAAGGAGGAGGACCGUCGCGCUAAAGGUCUGGGCAUGGAGAACAUUGGCGGCAUUUUUGUCGUGCUUAUCUGUGGCCUCAUCAUUGCUGUCUUCGUGGCCGUCAUGGAGUUUAUAUGGUCCACGCGGAGGUCGGCAGAGUCCGAAGAGGUGUCGGUGUGCCAGGAGAUGCUGCAGGAGCUGCGGCACGCCGUGUCCUGCCGCAAGACGUCUCGUUCCCGCCGGCGCCGGCGCCCGGGGGCCCCGACCCGGGCCCUGCUCUCGUUGCGCGCCGUCCGCGAGAUGCGCCUCAGCAACGGCAAGCUCUACUCGGCCGGCGCGGGCGGGGACGCGGGCGGCGCGCACGGGGGCCCUCAGCGCCUCCUGGACGACCCGGGGCCGCCAGGCGGGGCCCGGCCCCUCACCUCCACCCCCUGCACCCACGUGCGCGUCUGCCAGGAGUGCCGGCGCAUCCAGGCGCUGCGGACGUCCGGGACCGGCGCGCCCCCGCGUGGCCUGGGAGCCCCCGCCGAGGCCGCCAGUCCGCCACGGCCGCGACCUGGCCCGCGCGAGCUCGCCGAGCACGAGUGA
Messenger RNA from Pipistrellus nathusii (Nathusius's pipistrelle), 2937 nucleotides. The record is from the annotation of a GenBank genome assembly. Lineage: Eukaryota; Metazoa; Chordata; Mammalia; Chiroptera; Vespertilionidae.